Molecule: messenger RNA, 774 nt
Organism: Pieris rapae (cabbage white)
Lineage: Eukaryota; Metazoa; Arthropoda; Insecta; Lepidoptera; Pieridae
Gene: ACBP
Product: acyl-CoA-binding protein homolog
Exons: 4
Coding region: 190-462 (90 amino acids)
Biological process (GO): fatty acid metabolic process
Molecular function (GO): fatty-acyl-CoA binding
Source: RefSeq, a predicted model, not a curated record
UAAAGUUAUUUCUGCCGUAUCGGACACAAACACGUCCACUCACCGCGUCAAUGAAUCCUCGAACGUAAUAUAAGUUUCUCCUUUUACCUCAUUAUUGAAUUAUAUUUUAGUUGUGGACAGUUGUUCAUACUGUGCAGACGUGCUCCGUUCCUGUGUUCGAAGUCAUUGUAUUAACUGAAGCAAAGCACCAUGUCUCUACAAGAGCAAUUUGACAAAGCUGCUGAAGACAUCAAGAAGCUGAAGGGGCGUCCCAGUGAUGCCGACCUUCUGGAGAUCUAUGGGUACUUCAAGCAAGCCACAGUUGGAGACGCCAACCCUGCAGAUAAACCCGGUCUAUUCGACUUGAAGGGCAAAGCAAAGUUCGAGUCAUGGAGUUCCAAGAGCGGAAUGUCAAAAGAGGACGCUCAAAAGGCAUACGUCGCGAAAGCACAGAGCAUCAUUGCCGCUAUUGGCCUGCAAUAAUCCAGUUUUUCUUUCUUGCUGCUUGCAAUCGUUUACAGAUAGGAUAACUGUCAGAAUAUGCCAUGUCAUCUGACAUAUGUCAGAUGUUGUUGAAUCCAGAAGAUUGCAUGUAUCAGUGAUAUGUUUAAGAAUAUUUAUAUUAGGUUAUUGAAAGGUUUUUAAGUCGAAGACGUUUUAUACUUUUGCAACGCACAUUAUGUUUGACAUAAUCUUCCAAUGUACGCUUUUUUUUUCAGUUUUUUUAGUUGAGUAAAGAUACUUUGCUCUAGUUUGUUAUAUUGUUUACUUCCGGUAAAUAUAAACUGGUGAUAA